Molecule: messenger RNA, 1155 nt
Organism: Oryza brachyantha (malo sina)
Lineage: Eukaryota; Viridiplantae; Streptophyta; Magnoliopsida; Poales; Poaceae
Product: peroxidase 2-like
Exons: 2
Coding region: 1-1020 (339 amino acids)
Biological process (GO): response to oxidative stress; hydrogen peroxide catabolic process
Cellular component (GO): plant-type cell wall; plasmodesma
Molecular function (GO): heme binding; peroxidase activity
Source: RefSeq, a predicted model, not a curated record
AUGGCAACGAAGCUGCUUGCUGCUGCUGUCACUGUGCUAGCUUUGCUCGGCAAUGGCAUGUGCCAGCAAGGCCCCAGCCCCAGCCCGAGCCCGAGCCCGAGCGGCGGCGCGGCCGGGCUCGCCGUCGGCUUCUACGACAGCGCGUGCCCCAACGCCGAGGCGAUCGUGAGGGGCGUCGUGAAGAAGGCGGUGGAGCAGGACCCCGGUGUCGGAGCGGGGCUCAUCCGCUUGCUCUUCCAUGAUUGCUUCGUCCAGGGUUGUGAUGGCUCCGUCCUCCUCGACGCGACGGUGGCGAACCCGCAGCCGGAGAAGCUGGCGCCGCCGAACCUGACGCUGCGGGGGUUCGAGGUGAUCGACCAGGCCAAGGCGGCGCUGGAGGCGGCGUGCCCGGGCGACGUCUCCUGCGCCGACGUCGUCGCCUUCGCCGGCCGCGACGCCACCGUCCUGCUCAGCGCCACCAAGGCCGAGUUCGCCAUGCCGGCGGGGCGGCUCGACGGCCGCGUGUCGCUCGCCAGCGAGGCGCUCGACUUCCUCCCGCCGCCGACCUCCAACCUCUCCGACCUCACCGCCAGCUUCGCCGCCAAGGGGCUCGGCGUCGGCGACCUCGUCGUGCUCUCCGGCGCGCACACCGUGGGCAGGUCCCACUGCUCCUCCUUCUCCGACCGCCUCAACUCCUCCAACUCCGACAUCAACCCUGCGCUCGCCGCCUCCCUGCGGCGGCAGUGCAGCGCGAACGCGAGCAGCGCCGCCGGCGGCGACCCCACCGUGAUGCAGGACGCCGUGACGCCCGACGUGCUGGACAGCCAGUACUACACCAACGUGCUCAACGGCAGCGCGCUCUUCACGUCGGACGCGGCGCUCCUGACGUCGCUGGAGACGAAGGUGGCGGUGCUGGCGAACGCGAUCAUCCCGGGCCUGUGGGAGGGGAGGUUCAGGACGGCGAUGGUGAAGAUGGCCGCCGUCGAGGUCAAGUCGGUCGCCGACGGCGAGGUCAGGAAGAACUGCAGAGUCAUCAACUGAGACAGAUGAAUAUAUCUACGUGUGACGUUGACAAUAAAGUAGAUAUUUAAAUUUAAUACAGGACUGAAAAAAUCCAUUCAAUUACGAACUGAAUUUGAACUGAAUGUAUAGAAGAUAGCAUCGGUGCAUCGCUUG